ACGUGUGGCUUUGCUGCUGGACCCCUGGGAGGCAAACGGUGUCCAAUUUCGUUUGUAAUUAUGGAGCAGAACACCUCUCGGUUUCAGUCUGAACUUGAUUUCUGCCCUGAGUGUGGCACAGUCCUGCCUUUGCCUGGGGUCCAAGAUACGGUGACGUGCCUCUGUUGUUCCUUCUCCAUUGACAUAAAGGAAUUUGAAGGGAGAGAGAUCCACACAUCCAUCACAUUCAGUACAAUAGAUGCCACAUCUGAGAGGAAAAUAGAUGAGGCAAAAGAGAUCAAAGGACCCUUGCUUGACAGGAACUGUCCCCAGUGUGGGCAUGAAGGCAUGGUGUACCACACCCGGCAGAUGAGGUCAGCAGACGAAGGACAGACGGUCUUCUACACCUGCCCCCGUUGCAAAUUUCAGGAGAAGGAAGAUUCUUGAUCGGACAGCAUCAAUGUUCAUUUGGGCAAAUCUGAACAAGCUCUCCCUUCUUGAUUUAGAAUCUCUCCAGACUAUGCAGCACUUAUGGGUGCUGUGGGAACAUCCUCUUGCAUCAGCUAGAUGAUUCAUGAAUGGUGAUUUUUGUCCCGCAGCAGGCCAGACUGGUGGCCCAGCAUAGAAGGGCUGAGAAGGGAACUGCAUGGUAAAAGUCUUACAAGGAGUCCGAAUUCUUCCUUUCCCCAGUUCCUUUCCUCUGGUCUUUGCAUACGAACAGAUGGGAUUUCCCAGUGCAGAAGACUAGAACUUCUGUCUAACGACAACACCCUACUUGAGCCAAACCAAAAGCUGAGCACCAAGAACGUGUGCUGCUCUUGCAGAUCCUACCAUUACUGCUACUACCACUGUGGUAACCAAUCUCAUGGUAUCUUUUGUGUUAUUUCCUGCCUUCACUGAUGGAAACUUCUGACACACUUGUGCAAGCGUGCAUGUUGGUGGUCAUCCUGUAACCUGAUCCAUUCUGGUUUGAGGCUUGUUCCAAGAAGGUAGUAGAACCACACAGCUGCUUGCAUAGCAGCCACUCACACAUUCCCCUUUUUUAGCCGUUAUCCUGCCGCAAGGUGAAGAUUAAUUCACACUCCUCCAUCCACUGUUCCCCUGUGGGGCUGUAGUUGCAGUUCAGCCAGGGAGGAAGGGCUCACUGGUAGCCUUUAUGGGCCAACCUUGGUUCUCUGGAAAUAGGCCUUGAUGCGCAGAGGAUUACAAAGAGCUGUUUGCAGUGACCUGCAGUAACCAUGGUUCUGUAGUGACAUGUACCCUCCAACUGCAGUCAGUUGUGUUUCCCAAGGUAUAUGUGUCUCUUCCAUUUUUAUCUUCACAGAAACAUUAGGAGGUGGGCUAAGUUGAGAGCGAUUGUGAUUAAGCUGAUUUCAAAGGUCUAAAUUAAACACAAAGAAUGAGAGAUUGGUGACUAACACUGAUCUUUUAGCCUUACUCUAAAAUUGGGCAGUUUCAAAUUGUAGAAAUGAUGCGGCAGAUUCCCAGUGCCAGCUGCUAUUUUCCAUGCAGACAACCUAGUCAAAUUCACCGUAUUUAAAAGUGAUAAAAAUCUUAGGUGAUGCAUUUCAGAAAUGUCAGCUCCCAUGUUUAGAGUGCAGCCUAAGCACAGCUACACAGAAACCUACUCUGGUCUAUUCAGCAGGGCUUACUCUCCAGAAAGUAUUUUUGGGAUUCUAUGAAGAAGGAAGGA
This is a messenger RNA of Gekko japonicus, 1672 nucleotides long. RefSeq names its product zinc ribbon domain containing 1 (gene POLR1H). Bases 61 to 426 code for a protein of 121 amino acids. Lineage: Eukaryota; Metazoa; Chordata; Lepidosauria; Squamata; Gekkonidae. Gene Ontology annotation, biological process: DNA-templated transcription; termination of RNA polymerase I transcription. The transcript has 5 exons. The record is from RefSeq and is a predicted model, not a curated record. Gene Ontology annotation, cellular component: RNA polymerase I complex. Gene Ontology annotation, molecular function: nucleic acid binding; DNA-directed RNA polymerase activity; zinc ion binding.